Cataglyphis hispanica is the source of this 3078-nucleotide messenger RNA. RefSeq names its product syntaxin-12 (gene Syx13). The coding region runs from base 259 to 1068 and encodes 269 amino acids. The record is from RefSeq and is a predicted model, not a curated record. NCBI's taxonomy places the organism in Eukaryota, Metazoa, Arthropoda, Insecta, Hymenoptera, Formicidae. Gene Ontology annotation, biological process: vesicle-mediated transport; vesicle fusion; intracellular protein transport. Gene Ontology annotation, molecular function: SNAP receptor activity; SNARE binding. The transcript has 6 exons. Gene Ontology annotation, cellular component: membrane; endomembrane system; SNARE complex.
UAAAUUUCGUUCACACGUGCGUAGCAAAAAAAAAAGGAAAUACAAUACGUCGGUAAAUCAGAUCUCUGACAACGUACACGGACGAGAAUACAAAGGAUCUGCUGUCACGCAGCCGUUACGUUAGAACGUUUGGGCAACUGUCAGUUUCUGAGCUGAUUCGUGCAAGAGGACACUUUUCUACGCGUUUUUAAAUGUAAUUCCACGGGACAAUUUAAAUUUAUACGUUUAAGGACACUUGUGAUAAAGAACAGACUCAGAAUGGCUCAGCGCUCGCAAAACUAUGGAUCUACGGAUCAACGGGUGGAUGUACCUGAAAUAGGAUUUAGUCCUACUGAACUUUAUAGUCUCAGUGAAAAUAUUACCACUAACAUAUAUACAAUUAAUACAAGUUGGAAAACUUUGGAAAGAGCUUAUAAAAACAUUGGAACCAGUAAGGAUAAUCAAGGUUUAAGAGACAAAGUACAUGUAACACAAUUAAGUACCAAUCAGGUGGUCACACAGACAAGUAAGGACAUAGCGAGACUAACGGUAUUGAUGAGGCGCGGAGAUAAACAGCAGAAAUUACAAAUUGAAAAACUCACAACAGACUUUAAAGAUGCAUUACAGAGAUAUUCCGAUAUGCAAAAGUCAAUUGCAGAGAAGAUGAAGAGACAUAUUUUAGCUAUAACUAAUCUAGAAAAUUCAAUGGAUGGGGAAGAUGCUGAAGAGACUCAACAGCUACUUCAAGUACAGGAACACCAACAUAGGACUACACAAAGGACACUCGAGUUUCAACAAGGACUACUGUUAGAGAGAGAAGAUAGGAUUAAACGAAUUGAAGGAGAUAUUCUGGAUGUGAAUCAAAUUAUGCGCGAACUCGCAGCAUUGGUACAUCAACAAGGUGAUACUAUUGAUACGAUUGACAACCAUAUAGAAAAUAUACAUGGCAAUGUGGAGUUAGGAGCGCAGGAACUUGUGAAGGGAAGUAAUUACCAAAGUAAAUUUCGUCGGAAAGUUUACAUCUUGUUGUUACUUGCGAUUAUAGUUGCCAUUGUAUUAACUGUUAUUCUAGUCAUUAAAUUAAGUUAGCGCUCCUAGCCUCUGUGCGGGUUUUACCAAUAAAUGAAAAGGGUUGUCUCAAUCUAUUCAUAAAGUUGAUUAACUUCUUUAAAGUUCAUCUUGGUUUCUCUAUUUCUAUACAUUAGAAAUACAAAUGUAAGGAGAGUAUAGAGACUUAUUUGAUAUCUGCUUACGAAUAUAAAUUAUCUCUUGUAUUUUUGAAGAGAUAUGUUAGAUAUUUUAAAAUUUUAUCAAACAAUAUUUCACAUGUAAAAAAUGAAUUUUUAUGGAGCUUUUUUCUUAAUUUUAUUUUUGCACUUUCAAUACAGGCGCGAAUUAUUGCUAUUACUGAGUAAAUUAUUGAAGUAUAUUGUCAAAAAAGUUCAUGAUACCUUUAUCUUAAUUGGCACCUUUAUUUGUACCUCUAUAAAUAAAAUACUUAUUUUGAUAUUUUAAUUAUAUUAUUAUUUGGUUUAAAUUUAAUAAUAUUAUUUAAUAAUAUUAUUUAUUUUAAAUUUAAUAAUAUAAUUUUAAUUUUUUUAUAUUAUAAUAUAAAUUAUAUAAAUAAUUUCAUAAUCCUAAAAAAAAAAUCCUAUAUAUCAUAAGUAUUAUAUUGACAGAGAGGAUGUUAGGAACAUUCUUCUCAUGUUGUAUGCUUCAAUUACUUUAAAAUACGUAAUAGUGAUACAUAAACGUCAAUAAUAAAAUUUACAAAAAUUUGUUAAUAUCUUUUUAUAGCUUCAAAAAUUAUAUAUUGUUGAUACUAUGUAUUAAUCGACUGAUUCUUUAGUAAAUGUAUCUAUAUUUAAAAUAUUACAUAAAGAAAUUAAGUUCUUUAGAACUAUUUGUAAACAGAUUUAUAUAAAUAGGCAGAGGAAUCAAGUUUUUUUUGCAUCUAUUAACAUUAAACUGCGCAAAUGAAAUGUUUAUUGUCAUGUCAUCAUCACCACAUGGAAUAAUAUUUAAUAAAUAAUGAUGCAUAUAUACAUAUAUAUAUUUAUAAGUAAAUUAAUAUAAAACUUUGCAUAUACAUAUACAUAUUAAUUAUAUUUGUAUAAAAAAUUUGUAUAAAUGGUUGGUUAUUUUUGAAUUACCAAUCAAAAUAGAUUUUUUUGUUAUUGUACACAAACCAUUUGCAUAUAUAUUACUAACUGUAAUUGAUUUAAUAAUGUUACAGUACAAAUUAAACUAAUCAUUAAGUCAAAUGGAUAAAAAUUGCAAGUUGACAUAUAAUUUAUUUAAGGCAUUUUCAAUUCUAUUGAUACAAAGAUAAUUCUUCUAGUGAAAUUGUAUUAAUUGGCUAUUGCAUAAGAAUCAGAGUGUUAAAUCUAUGCAUAUGCGUUUUCCAAAUUACAAUUUUAUUUCAAUUCAAUUUUAUCAAUUGUAUAUUUUCUUAAGCUUAUAAAAUUCCACAAUUUUAUUGUGAAAAUUACCUUAGUAAUCUGGAAACUACUUUGGAUGUUAAUUUCAUCAAUAUAAUUGUCAAAAAUAAUUUUCUUUAACAAUAGAAAUAUCUGAAAAUAGCAUCAUAGAUUAAAUUUAUCGAAACUAUAACAAAACAAAUAUGUACAAAAUAAUAACAUGUAUAUGUAUCUCAAAAGUUUUCUUCAAGAUUUGAAAUAUCACCGCGUCUGAUUCAAUUAAUCAAAAUGAUUGUUUAUAAUUACAUCAUUAAAGUGAUAUCGCCUAUAUAAGGUGAGAUUUGAGAUUGUAGGUGUUGAUAAAUAUAAAGAGGAAAAAUCUCUCGACUCGAUUGAGACAACCACUUUUUUAUGAUUACUCGAUUCUGAUAUGAUUAUUAGGCAUUCCGGAUCCUUAAAAAUCCAACAUAUAAUAUAUAAUUAAGAUUAUAAUCUCUGACUACUGUAUAUAUAAUUAAUCAUUAACAUCCUUUAAAUAAAUAGUGCUAUAACAUUGAUAAUGAUACUUGCGCUAAUGUCAAGUAUAAGCUUUAUUAUGCCAUUGUUGAUUUGUAUAUGCUAAAUUAGACAUUAAAUUAUGAUUUGUUUUUUGAAAAUAAAAAUUUUUUUAUAUCCUGUA